AUCACUCCUAGUAACUUACGAAUGCUUGUGCGAGUGGUACACGUUUAGCGCUUGGUCCAGACUCUCACAAGCUAUACGAAUACAGUGACGGUUUUGUGAGAUGUUUUCAAGUGGUACUGUACUUCUGUUAAACCAGUGCUAUUUGCAGCAAGUUUUGCGGCUGCCGUGCGUCUGUGAGGAAUGAUACUUGAGGCCAAAGAGAAGGAAAAAUGGUAGCAUAACUCUUGUCAGACUGCAUUACAAAAAUAAAUUCAGAAUAUAAUUACGUGUAAUUCAAUGAGUAUAUGAACAAAACUUCUCAGCAGGCUCAAAAGAUCUGCAUUAAUGACUGAACGAAGCCAACGGGGUCCUUAGCCUACGCGUCAAGGAGAAAACAAACAAGAUGGGAAACAGGUUCUCUAGGAAAAAAAAAUUGCCAGACACCGCCGAACUAGAAGGGGCGCCGCAGGAAGAAGCUCCUCGCCCUCAGAGAACCGCCUACCACGACCCCAACGUGUGUUCGAUUGUUCUGGCGAUGUACACUUUCCACAGACGAGACGAAUCGGAACUCUCCUUCAGUAAGGGAGAUAGAAUGGAGAUAAUCGAUAACCAGGACCGGGACUGGUGGCUCGGAACCAAUCUUAGAACGGGCGAGACAGGCUACAUCCCUGUUCCUUACGUCGCUCUCGCCUCUUCCCUCGAAAGUCAGGACUGGUACUUCGGAAAAAUCUCGCGGCUGGAAGCGGAGCAGCUGCUGCUCAGUAAAUACAACGACACCGGCGCCUACAUGAUAAGGGCCUCGGAAUCCGGCCACGGACACACCAUCAGCAUCAGGGCCUUCAACUGGGCGAUGAACCGGCCGGAGGUGAAGCACUACCGCGUCUACGGCUCCGUCUCGGAAGGCUUCUAUAUCUCCAAGACGAAGUCCUUCUCCACCCUCAACGACCUCAUCGAGGACUACAUGCACGACAACGGCACCGAACUAUCCAUGCUCCUGAAGACGCCCUGUGUGCGGUUCGAGCCGGAGCUGUCGGACAUCUCCCGGGAGUGCGUGAACAACUGGGAGGUCCCGCGGGAGGUCCUGGUGUGGAAGCGGAAGAUCGGCCAGGGGUCCUACGGCGAAGUGUGGCUGUGCUCUUGGAACCAGACCGUGGACGUGGCUGUGAAGACCAUGAAGAAAGGCUCGAUGCUGGCCCAGGAAUUCCUCGAGGAAGCCAAGAUCAUGAAGGGCCUGCGACACAAAAACAUCCUGACCCUGUACGCCGUGUGCACGCUGGAGGAGCCCAUCCUGAUCAUCACCGAGUACAUGACCCAGGGGUCCCUCCUCGACUUCCUCCGCGAUGAGAACAGCAGGUUGAGAGAGAUUAAUGACCUCAUUUACAUCUCUUGUCAGGUUGCUGAUGCCAUGGCGUAUCUAGAGUCGCUGCAGCUAAUCCAUCGUGAUCUGGCUGCGAGAAACGUCUUAGUGAAGGACGGACUCCACUGUAAAGUUUCGGAUUUCGGACUGGCGAGAAUCAUAGACGGGGAAUAUAACCCGACCAGCAAUUUGAAAUUUCCGGUGAAGUGGACCGCUCCCGAAGCCUUCCUGAAGGAUACUUUCACCAUCAAAUCCGACGUGUGGUCCUUCGGCAUUCUUUUGACCGAAAUAUUUUCCUGGGGCGGCGUGCCUUAUCCUGGCUUAUCAAAACAUGAUGUAAUGACAAGCAUUCAGCAGGGAUAUCGAAUGAGCAAACCAGAAUUCUGUCCCGACGAAAUCUACGAACUUAUGUACACGUGUUGGAAUAUCACACCAGAGGGCAGGCCGACGUUUAGCUACAUCUUUAACUUCCUCCAGAAUUUCGAUGUACAGAGAGUGCGUGGAUAUGCGGAGGCCCAUGCGCUGUACUGAGAAAAUGCAUCACCUUCCUCUCGAAUCCUCCAGGGAACACUAUUUUCAGAACGUAUCGUUCGCGUGCCAUUUUGGAAGAUGUUACGGGGCAAUCUCUUUGAGAUAUUUCCAUUUUCUAAUUCUUGGCGUUUAAUAUAAUGUGCAAGUGAUGUUCGUGGAUGCAAUAAUAGCUUUAUAUAUACUGUACACGAUUAUUAAUGAUUAUUUCAUGUUCAUACCAAGAAUAUCUUAAUAUCUGGCUAAAUUACCCAUAAUUCUCAUUGCUUUAAUUGCCUGCAUAAUGUUAAGAUGAAUAAAAAAAAACAGGAAGGCUAUCUUCGAAAAGAGGUUAACUGGCGUAAGUCAUCUUCUCUGUGGUAUUCAAGCUUGUUGCAAUCAUCAUUAUCAAUAUGAAACCAACGUAUUGACUGGGUUGUUCAUGUCAGCCAAACGUCAUUUGCAAUUGAAGAAGAGGUUGCAGUAGAAUAAUUUCACCCUAAAAUUUUAUAGGAAGGCAUAAUAAUUGACAUUAAAAAUGUAGUUGAUAAAUCGGUAAGAAAUACAAGUAAAUUAUAUGUAUUUUUGCUUACUCUCAUUCCCUCAUUCUGCCCGACUUGGAUGGAUUGGAGCAUGGGGUCAGGUACAAAUUCAGAUCAGAACAUUAAAACGUAACCCUAAAAAUACAUGUAUGGAAAAUUAUUUUUCACAUACAAAUGAUUUGGAUACUUUUACCGCUUUUUCCUAGCUAAAUAUGUGCAUUUCCUUGUAAAAAGGGACUUGCUCGUUAGUAUUACUGUCCUCUGUUACAAAAAAAAGCUGUGUUUAGUGAGGAAAAGCUGUGAUAAGUGAGAAAGAAAUUAGGAUUUUUGUUGCCUACUAAAUGUUUAGGUAACAAAUUGACCACGAGGAGACUUUAGCUUCCCCGUCUACUCUUUAGAUGGGUGUAAAUCCGAAUAAGAGAAUGUUCCCCCUUUGCAAACAAGUAAUUACUUUUCUCGCAGACUACCAGCCAGCCCCAACAGCCAUCGAACAGUAGUUGAAUUUUCCUUUGCUCGUUACCAUGUGUGUGAGUGUAACUAUGUGUGUAUGAAGUGUGUACAGUGCAUCUCGUGUGUUGGUAUAAAAAGCAUUAUGAAAAUAAUUCAUUACUCUGAACUUUAUAUGCCAUUUCUCAUUUCAUUACAUGUGAUGACGUUUACUAGAAUUUCAUACCCUUUUAGCCCCCCCACCCCCUCCCCCGCCUACUCACCAAACCCACUAUCCAACAGUAUAUAUUUGGCUAUUUAUUUGUAAAUUACAGUUAUCUCAUCAUCAUAUCUAUACAUAGUUACUGUAAUGGCAUUCAUGUGAAUAAAAACAAAAUUCCAAACUUCCUUCUUUCCCUCUCGUACCCUUAUUCGCACUCUCUUCCUGUCCCAUCGCUUUUUCCCUUCUCUCUACUUCCACGGUAUUUUCUCCCUCUUCUACUCGUCUUCCUUGCUUGUACUACCUCUUCUACUCGUCUUCCUAGCUUGUUCUAUCCUUUUAUCUCUAUCCCUAUAUUAUCCUGCCUGCAACCUUUCCCUAUCCUGCCUUGUAUCCUGCCGCAUUUCCCCUCGUACUCCUCUUAUUCGCACCCUCUUCUUGUUCCUUCGCUUUUUAACUUCCUUCUACUUUUACGCUGAUCCCCUCCUAUUUUCCAUUCUCUUUUCCCGCUUUCUCUACCUUCUCCCUUUAACCCUAUCCCUACCUGCUCCCAUCCUAUCCUAUUCCUAUCCUACACAGCAUCCUACCGUAAUCCACAGGGCGGACCACUUCCCUCUGCUAGCCUCAUUUUAUGUUUUUUUUUGUUUUGUGCUGGCUCUUUUUUACAUGUAUUUUACGCUUAUUUACACCUUUUGUACCUAUUUUGAAUAAAACUACCACAGACCUCUUUCGUUAUCUACAUAUUCUACAAUGAUUCUCAAGAUGUGCGGAUAACUGAACAUCCGCAUCUGCUGCGAAUGCAUCUUUCUUUUACCUUUUUUAUUUCUUGUAUGAGCUCAGUUUUAUUUAUUUAUUCAUUCUUUUACUUAUUCAUCCUUUAAAUCCCUCGUUUACAGUGAGAGAAAGUAAUGUAUUUUACGAUUUUUAUUAAUGAAUCGCAGUAUUUUUUUUAUCAUAAUUAUAUAUUUUUUAUUGAUUUAUUUUAACCUUUUAUUGCUUUUGUUAUUGCUUUUGUCUUUUGUAUAUUCGUUUUUAUUAAAACAUUUCCUAUUUAUUGUUUUACUUUAUUUAUGUGCUACAUUUUACCAAGUAAAACGAAGUGGAUACUCUGUGUUGACUUUACCCUUUGGAUUUACCUUUCUGGGUUUACACCGUGGAUGCUGGAACAAGGAUUUACUGCCCCUUUUUACUUGCCUAGGUGUAUCUAUGCUGGACGUGUUUUAUAGUUUUUACAUUACGUUUUACUGUGAACCAUGUGUGCUUUGACUUUAACGUUUCACUUAUCCUGAAUUUUACUUACUUUUAUCUUGUGCUUUUACUCGUUUCUUUUAUUCAGGCUCGACCCUUUUACUCGUCUUUUUACUUCAGCUUUUCUUUUUAAGACUUUUCUGGAUUUUUUUACGAUCUUUUACUUUCUCAUCGUUUCACCUUUUACUUGUUCUAGUUUAGACGUUAGUUUUCUUACUGCUUUAAAGUCCUUCUGGCGUAUUUUAAGUAAUUCUUAAGCCCUUCUGGCAAUUGUUUCUUUUUUCGUACUGACCAGUUUUACUUUGGGUCCUUCUGCACGGUUCUUUCUGUUCAUUUUAGGAUUUUGUAUUUUAUCUCUCAUGUAUCUUCGUAUUGGUCACGCUCUUGGUAGGCCUGCAUCUCCGGGGAUAGUUGGCUUGUGAGGUCGUGUGGAUUCUGGGCCUUCAGCUUGGUCCCCUCACCUCCUUUUACGAGGAACGAACGGGGCCCUCAUUUUUCUUGGUCCCUAAGCCUGAAGUCUCCCGUCUCACGGGUGGCCUCAUUUGGGUUCCUCUUUCACAUAACUUUACAGGGCAAGCUCGUGUUCAAUGGGUGCCACAUAAUAACUAUGGUAAUAUAUGUAUGUAUGUAUGUAUGUAUGUAUGUAUGUAUGUAUGUAUAUAUAUAUAUAUACGCAUACAUAUAUGUCUAUAUAUAUACACAUACAUGUUUAUAUACACACACUUAUAUAUGAACUGAUAUCGGGUUGAAAGGUAUGAUAGAAUGGAAGGCAGUGUACAAGAUCAAACUGAUGAAAAAAGUAUGAAGAACCUUGGCAUUGGGCGCCACGUUGCAGCCCUAGGCACUACGAUUAGCUUUCUACCCAGUCUGAGGCGAGACUAAUAUAGUCAUUGAAGCAGGUAAGGGUAGCGCGUACAAGGUGGUAAAUCACUACUGUUUUUAUCGGCACGUGAAUAACAGAAUGAGAGUAUUUUGCAGGAAUUGUAAAAUUAUCGCGAUGUGUUUCGUUUUCAUUUAAAUUUCAACAGAUAAUAUAAUUUUUGAAUUUCAUAAUCAACAUAUAUAUAUACGGGUGUAUUCACACGAAGUAACCUACGAACCAACCGGGAAUGAUCACGAUCUAUAGCUAAAAUUCUACAGGGAAGAUGCCUAUAAACCCAAACCCCGUGAAAGCAUUGAACUUGAUGUUUUUCUCGUCUACGUACGUAAAACAAAUUUAACUCUACAGGAUUAACUUUUUGUAAUAACCUUUUUUUUUUUUUAUAAUGGAUACGUUUUUUAUAAUGGAGAUAUGUGUCGAGUUUUCUGUCAAUACCAGCUUUUUGUAAUAAGUAUGAUUUAAUUUCAAUAACCUCAAGUGCUAGGAAGGCAAAGUUAUUGCGCAAUUUAUAGUCGUUAGUGGGCGUCAUUUCACCUACCUGGUUUGUAUCUUUAAAAAUCACUGGAAGGCAGAGCUGUACUUAAUUUUUGUGACGAUGCUCUAUGUAAAUUAUUGUACACAUUACACAUUUUGAAAUAAAGCAAUCAUCUUUUGUA
Molecule: messenger RNA, 5815 nt
Organism: Penaeus chinensis
Lineage: Eukaryota; Metazoa; Arthropoda; Malacostraca; Decapoda; Penaeidae
Product: tyrosine-protein kinase Fyn-like
Exons: 10
Coding region: 383-1867 (494 amino acids)
Biological process (GO): cell differentiation; cell surface receptor protein tyrosine kinase signaling pathway; innate immune response
Cellular component (GO): extrinsic component of cytoplasmic side of plasma membrane
Molecular function (GO): signaling receptor binding; non-membrane spanning protein tyrosine kinase activity; ATP binding
Source: RefSeq, a predicted model, not a curated record